CUCACUCGCACAGACACUCCCCCGGUCGCAUUUAUGUACCAGUGCUGCUCCUCUCUGCAUCUUUUCGGAAGGGACCGGAGUGCUGACUUUGUCAGUUGAAAAACCUUAUGAGCACGUGGUGAAGGUCCCAACCAAGCCUGAACCUGCCAGAAGACUAAGAAAGAAAGUGAUAUUUCCAUCUGAGAUGCUGCUUCAUGGUUUUGAGCAGGGAGAAAAGAAGACAGGACAGCAAGGAAGAGGAGCAGAGGGCACUACAAAAGAGUAAAACUACAUCUUGACUGAAUUUUUUUUUUAUCACAGAUAAAAUGAGAGUUAUCUGCCUAAAUGGUGGCCAAUAUCCUGUAAUCAGACUUCAAUUUUGAGUAAAGAAGAACCACACAUGAGGAGUGGUUCUAAAGUUCAUCAGAAGAUCUCAUCAUGAAAUUUGCUUUUGUUUGCAAAUCUUCAGGACUCUAAAGAAGAGGUAAAGUCUUUCAGUUUUCCGAUGGAGGACAUUUGCAGUACUACAUUAAGAUCUUGUAAAUCAGUUCUGCCUGAAUUUGCUCUUUGAUUUGUCCUUGUUUGUUAGAACUCUUUGAAAGCAGUUUUGGACGGUCUUAUUUGUUAACAGGCAUGAAUGUUUUUCAGCAUACAAACUACUGCUCAUAAUGAACUAACUCAAACUAGGUUGUUCUUUCUAGGAGAGAGAAAUCGUUUUAAAAAUAAAGACAUCAAUGAGCUAGGUGGAUUCUGUGUAAUUGAAAAAAAAAAAAAAAUCCGAAAUGCACGAUUGAUUGCAGCAUGCACAUGCUUCAGUCAUUUACAGCUGGAAUCAUUUCAGAGACUCAUCUUGACUGGUUAAAGCUCCUGAGGAUACAGAAGAAGUGUGCUUAUGGAUCUGAGCAUCAGGCAUGAUGAGCAUCUAUCCUUCCCGGGUGAGACAAAUACUGCUCACCACACCUCUGCACCUCCUGCCCUUCCCUCCCACAGCCCAAUCCUGAAGCAGGGUCUUGCGGCUGGCUUUAAGAGGGUGUGCCGGACAGAGGAGGAUAGCCCAUGCCCGUUUCCAGGGCUGCUCCCAGGCGUCUUGGAGAUGAGAGUGAAAGAAGGCAGUAAGAUCCGUAACCUGAUGGGCUUCGCAAUGGCAAGGAUGCAGUGUGAAGAAGGAAACAGCAAACAGGUUGGCCUGAGGCAGGUGGUGUUCACCGGUUCAGGCCGAGCAGUCACCAAAACCAUCACCUGUGUCGAGAUAAUGAAGAGGAAAGUGGGUGGACUCCACCAGCUGACUAAACUGUGCUAUAAAGGUGUUCGAGAGGUGUGGGAGAGUCAGGAAGGAGGCGGUGCUAAAAUGACUGUCCACAGGACUGUGCCAUCUAUUAGUAUCCUUCUCUCUAAGGACCCGUUGAACCCCCUUGAGCCAGGAUAUCAGCCCCCUGAGAUGCAGAGUCCGCUCUGGGAGGAAAGACAUGAUAGUGAUGCAGUGUGUAGUGAUGCAGGAAAAAGGCAGUUUGACUACCCUGUCAUACAGAGCGAAACAGAGUCCAAAAGAUUCUGUCCUCAAGGUGGAAUCUCUAUAAAUUAAGCAAUCUGGUUAAUUGGGAGAUCAGAACCACUUGCUGAAACUGCAAAGCUAUUGCAGAGGAAUUCUGAAAGGUAGUUUGUUUGCACAUUUUAUUAUAACAUGACAGAUUGUGCUUUUAGCUCAUUGAAAUUGUAUGUAUCAAGCCUUGAGCUGGACUGGAUGAGUUCAUUUGAUCAUUUCUGUUACAAUAUAUCUCCACUUGCCAAUCAUCAUGUGGUGCCAUCACUUCUUUCCGCUCACUCAUGGUGGGCAUUUCCUUAAUGUUUCUGUAGAUUCGAUUAGUGUUAAAAGUCAUCUCUUUUGUAAUUAACAUCUGAAUACCCUUAUUUAAUUGGCACAAACUCUUUUGCAUAAAAGUGAACUGUUGAGCUCAUCACCGAACCGUGAGUGGAUUUAACCAGUAAAAUUUAAAUAAAUGAAUAGGCUUAUAGGGGAGCUGAACUUGUUGGUGGACUCACUAUGUCACUAUCAUAACACUGGAAAUGCACUGACAUAACCAUAGACAGAAAAUUAAUACUAUGUUAAAUUAAUAAAUGAAUCAUUUCUUGUUUCCCUGAAAACAAUCAAUUAUGAAG
This is a messenger RNA of Ictalurus punctatus (channel catfish), 2136 nucleotides long. RefSeq names its product ribonuclease P protein subunit p25-like protein. Gene Ontology annotation, molecular function: RNA binding. NCBI's taxonomy places the organism in Eukaryota, Metazoa, Chordata, Actinopteri, Siluriformes, Ictaluridae. The coding region runs from base 872 to 1561 and encodes 229 amino acids. The transcript has a single exon. Gene Ontology annotation, biological process: tRNA 5'-leader removal. Gene Ontology annotation, cellular component: ribonuclease MRP complex. The record is from RefSeq and is a predicted model, not a curated record.